GGUUGGGAAACCUGAGGUUGUGGCAACUCUGGAAGGGAGCAGCUGUCUCUGAAUUGCCUGAGGCCAUGGGCAGCUAGCCAAGCCUACCUGCUAUAAAAGGGAGCUGACACUCAGCUCCACAUAUCCUUUGUCAAUUCCGCUUCUGGAGACUGGUGGAACAAAUUCUUGGCAUCAUGCCGACUGAGCUGGAGUGUGCCUUAAACACAGUCAUUGAUGUCUUCCACAAAUACUCCUUGGAGAAAGGGAGUCACCAUGCUGUCUACAGGGAUGAUCUGAAGAAACUGUUGGAUGUUGAGUGCCCUCAGUAUGUGAAGAAUAAAGAUGCAGACACCUGGUUCAAAGAACUAGAUAUCAAUAAGGAUGGCGGAGUUAACUUUGAAGAGUUCCUCAUAUUGGUAGUGAAGAUGGGUGUGGCAGGCCACGAAGAGAGCCACAAAGAGUAGCAAAGCUACUGGGCCCUGAAGCUUGGUCCCUGGACAUGUGUCUGCAGUAAAUAAAGUAAUCGAUACCUCAGGUG
This is a messenger RNA of Tupaia belangeri chinensis (Chinese tree shrew), 517 nucleotides long. It is a transcript of the gene S100A8, whose product is annotated as S100 calcium binding protein A8. NCBI's taxonomy places the organism in Eukaryota, Metazoa, Chordata, Mammalia, Scandentia, Tupaiidae. The transcript has 3 exons. Gene Ontology annotation, biological process: leukocyte migration involved in inflammatory response; neutrophil aggregation; response to lipopolysaccharide. The record is from RefSeq and is a predicted model, not a curated record. Gene Ontology annotation, molecular function: calcium-dependent protein binding; calcium ion binding. Gene Ontology annotation, cellular component: cytoplasm; extracellular exosome. The coding region runs from base 174 to 443 and encodes 89 amino acids.